UUAGUUACAUUACAAUUUACAUACAUCGCUUUGACUUUGAGAGACGGUGAGGUCGUGGGAAUCGAAAAUCGCGAAUCGCAGAGAUAAUCUCAUCCGAAUAUUAUAAUUAUUUAAAUUCAUUGGAAUUAUAGAAAAUGGACGAGGUGAUCACUGUGACGGAUGCGGCGUCGUUGAGGACCGGUCAAACAACGCCGUCGUCGUCGUCGCUGUUGCUCCCUAACAACCUCCCUCUGAUCUCCGCCUUUCUCGCCUUCGCUCUUGCUCAAUUCCUCAAGAUCUUCACCACCUGGUAUAAAGAGAAAAGAUGGGAUUCUAAAAGAAUGCUAGGCUCUGGUGGAAUGCCAUCAUCACAUUCUGCAACUGUGAUGGCGCUAGUGGUAGCAAUAGCUUUACAAGAAGGGACAGGAGGUCCAGCUUUUGCUAUUGCAUUGGUGUUGGCAUGCAUUGUAAUGUAUGAUGCCUCUGGUGUCAGAUUACAUGCUGGUCGGCAAGCUGAAUUGCUGAAUCAAAUUGUAUGUGAGUUUCCUCCGGAUCACCCAUUAUCUAGUGUUAGACCUCUACGUGAAUUACUUGGCCAUACACCAGUACAGGUUGUUGCUGGUGCCGUCUUGGGAUGCAUUGUGGCAUAUCUGAUGAGAAAGACAAAUUAGGUUGUAACUAGACCGAUACUAAUUCUUUUGUUGAGCCGGUUAGUGUAGCAUAUUCUGCAGCUUGGCAACAAGAUCGUUUCAUCAAAGCCAGAUGUUGUAAAACGAGUUCCUGGAAUUGAUAACCUGUAGAGCGAUCUGUGGAUUUCUUUUGAGAGUUGGGGUUGAAGAUUAUGUUACUUCUUGGCUUGGAACUUCAAUAUGUAUACCUGAAAAUUUUUAUUUACUGGAUAAACGUUCAUUCUGUGUUGUACUCGGGAACAUGUAAUCGUAGUGAAAGAAUUUGGAGGGAAAAUAAUUGAAAAUUAAAGUUUUAAUUUAAUGGUUUCGAUAUUUUGUA
Messenger RNA from Pistacia vera, 987 nucleotides. RefSeq lists its product as uncharacterized. The record is from RefSeq and is a predicted model, not a curated record. The coding region runs from base 135 to 650 and encodes 171 amino acids. The transcript has 5 exons. Lineage: Eukaryota; Viridiplantae; Streptophyta; Magnoliopsida; Sapindales; Anacardiaceae.